UGUUGCGCUCUCCAUCCCUGUUCCCUCUGCAGUGUGAGUGCGUGUGUGACACAGCUAUCGAGAGUCUCCCUCCCUCUCCCAGCGCAGUUGUUUUGGUUGGAUUGCUUAUCUACCCAUAAUGCAGCGGUCUGAUCAUGCUCAGCAAAGUGGCUCCAAGGGAAGAGAAGCAGAAGAAGAAAAAAAAAAGCAAAACAAAACAAGAAACCCCACGAAACGCUGAAGUGAAAGAAACUUCCUUCUGUGGAGCGCUUUAAGAACAAAACUGGGGAACCACUGAACACAAAACAGCACACCCCGCUUUUUUAAAUUCUUUACUUUUAUUUAUUUAUUUAUUUAUUUAUUUUUAAAAAACCAGUAAAUCUUUGAAAUACUCGGUUUUGGGAGCAGGUUGGGGGGCUUCUCUCUAUGUUUGCGGAUCUUCCGGCGGCGGCGGCGGCAGCAGCGGUGCCAUGAACAGCGGACUCCCAGCUUCAGCAGCUCCGCUCGGGGGUAUCUGUAUUCCCGGUGUGAAGCUGAAGUACUGCCGAUAUUACGCCAAGGAUAAGACUUGUUUUUAUGGAGACGAGUGUCAGUUUUUGCACGAGGAGCCGUCCAUGGCAGGCCUGGCGCAUCACGCUAGCGGCAGCCCCGUCCCCCUCUCCAUGGUCGGGCCAGCUGUUGGUGCGGCGGCGGGGUAUCCCCACGCAGGAGCCGGAACAGCGGGGGCAGGAGGUGGAGGGGGUACGAAAAAGAUCGAACCCCUCGGGGCGGCUGGCGUGGGGCUGGAGGGGCAGCUACUCGCCAUUCCUGGAAUGGACGGGGGCGCUUUAGCAGAAGCCAGUCUGACGAAUUCGUAUUUUAGCAGCAGCUUUAUAGGAGUAAAUGGAUUUGGAAGUCCUGCAGAGCCGAAAUAUUCCAUGAUGCAGAGAAUGACAAGUAGCAGCAGCUCUCCAAGCCUGCUGAAUGACAGUGUCAAGAGUUACUCCCCCCAUGAUCCGAUAAAUUCACCUGCUUCUUCAUUGUUCAAUGACUUUGCUGCACUGAAUUUGUCUCAAAGGAGGAAGGCACCAAAUCCAGCAGCCAGUGAAUUCAUCCCUAAAGGAGUAUCAACGCCAAGGAUGAGCAAUGUGUCCCAGUCCAAUAUGCCUGCCUUUUCCACAGCCUUGUUCUCACACCCGUCCAUGGGGAGCACGUCUGCGGCAGCUUUAGGUCCAGGCAUGUCUCUGUCUGCUGGGUCGUCUCCCCUGCAUUCGCCGAAAACUACUCCUCACACGUCCCCUGCCCCCCGGAGGCGGAGUCACACGCCAAACCCAGCCAACUACAUGGUGCCUACUAGUGCCUCGAACCCAGGCUCUGAUCCAGCAUCGCAGAUCAUCCAGAAGGAAACUGUGGGAGGAACUACCUACUUCUACACGGAUACAACUCCAGCUCCCUUAGCUGGAAUGGUUUUCCCACAGUACCAUGUAUACCCUCCAACAGCACCUCAUGUUGCUUACAUGCAACCGAAAGCAAAUGCACCUUCCUUUUUCAUGUCUGACGAGCUCCGUCAGGAAUUAAUCAACAGGCAUUUAAUAACAAUGGCACAAAUUGACCAAUCUGAAAACCCUGGAGUUCCAACAGAGGUGGACAACUAUCACAGCCUUUUCCCUCUCGAGUCCCUGCCGCCCCCCAACCGCCUGCAGAAAACGAGCAACUUCAGUUACGUUACGUCAUGUUACAAAGCUGUGAAUAGCAAAGAUGAUCUUCCGUACUGCCUUCGUAGGAUACAUGGUUUCCGACUUGUUAACACAAAGUGUAUGGUGUUGGUCGACAUGUGGAAGAAAAUCCAGCAUUCCAACUUUGUAACUCUGCGGGAGGUUUUCACCACUAAGGCGUUUGGAGAACACUCUCUUGUGUUUGCCUAUGACUUUCACGCUGGCGCAGAGACCAUGUUUAGCAGGCAUUUUAAUGACCCCAGUGCGGAUUCGUAUUUCACUAAAAGGAAGUGGGCAGGUCAGCAUGAUGGGCCUCUUCCUCGUCAGCAUGCGGGGCUGCUUCCCGAGUCUCUUAUCUGGGCGUACAUUGUCCAGCUCAGCUCAGCACUUCGGAGCAUUCACACCGCUGGCCUGGCCUGCCGGGUCAUGGACCCCACCAAGAUUCUCAUCACAGGGAAAACCAGGUUACGUGUAAAUUGUGUUGGAAUAUUUGAUGUCUUAACAUUUGACAACAGCCAAACCAAUCCAUUGGCUUUGAUGGCUCAAUACCAGCAAGCAGAUCUGAUCUCCUUAGGAAAGGUUGUUUUGGCUUUAGCUUGUAACUCUUUGGCAGGAAUCCAAAGAGAGAAUUUACAGAAGGCCAUGGAGCUGGUGUCAAUAAACUAUUCUUCAGACCUAAAGAACCUUAUUCUGUAUCUGCUGACCGAACAGAACCGAUUGCGCAGUGUAAAUGACAUCAUGCCAAUGAUUGGCGCAAGAUUUUAUACCCAGCUGGAUGCUUCACAGAUGCGAAAUGACGUUAUCGAAGAAGAUCUCGCAAAGGAGGUGCAGAAUGGGAGGCUUUUUAGGCUGCUGGCUAAAUUGGGAACAAUCAAUGAGAGGCCAGAGUUCCAAAAAGAUCCAACGUGGUCUGAGACAGGAGACCGAUACCUGCUCAAACUCUUCAGAGAUCACCUGUUCCAUCAGGUGACAGAAGCUGGAACGCCCUGGAUUGACCUCAGUCACAUUGUGUCCUGUCUGAACAAGUUAGAUUCUGGCGUGCCAGAAAAAAUCAGCCUGGUUUCCCGAGAUGAGAAAAGCAUCCUAGUGGUAACAUAUGCCGAUUUGAAGCGGUGCUUUGAGAGUACCUUUCAAGAACUCCAGGCAGCCGCGAACGGUCAGUUGUAGUAUUUGCUGGAAUCGUGCUGGAACACACCAAGAAACUAAAAAAAAAAAAAAAAAAGAAACAAACAUAGCAAAUUGCACUACAACUGAACAAGUCAUCUCCUUUCAUUUAAAAAAAACAACAAAACGCAAACAGGGUUGGGGAUGAGCAAUGCUGCUUGCACUUCAGUCAGGUACACUGUUUUGUGAAGGAAGAUUGACUUUAUUUUUUUAUUUUAUUCAACCCCCCCCCCCCCACCCCCCGUACAUAACUAGAACCCGCAGCUGCAAUUAUGAACAUUCUAGCUGUGAAGACUCUUUUAGAUUGGGGGAACAAAAUCUGAUGAAUGAUGCUCCUUUUUUUUCACAAUUACAGAAAAUCUUUAUCCUUCAAGGGAGGAGGAUCAUUUCUGCCAAUUUGUAUAAAAAUAUUUUGAACUGGAGAGGUAACUUAACAGCUACAUUAUUUCCACCCAAAAGUACAUCAAGGACCAGGCAUUUAAUUCCAAGGAUGUACUGUUUUGGCAAAACAUUUAAAAAAAACAAAAACAAAAAAGACAAAUGUAGGACUCACGUUUGGCUGGACAUAGAUGCUUAAUUUCGUACGCAGCCAGGUUGGAAACCGAACCAGUAUCUUCAGUGAAAUCAUGUGGUGUGUGUGCUAUGAAUGAACUAGAGGUUGGAUCUUUUUUUUCCUUUGCAUCGAAGUUGUACAUGGGACAACAGGCUGACCCUGUAUAAUUAUUAUUAUUAGUUGAAUAUAAGCACCAACGCCUUUUUAAAUAUUUUGUCCGGUAUAUGUGAGUAUUCCCAUAAAUCGAGACAAUGUUUUUUUUUUUUUUAUUGUUUGAAACCGCAGCUUUAUUAGGGUAUUUUACACUGGAUUCAAAGACAAGUACGCUGGCAAGGGGAUGCACAACACAAAGCAGCCACCUGGCAUCACCAAGGUUUUUGAAUUGACAUCGUCUGGAUUUGGAAAGAUAUUAAGGUCUGUUGUGCCUUCGCAGUAACUGCUUUUACCCCAAAUGUCUCUUCGCUGACUUCAUAGCUAAGGGGUCCCACCUGAAACACAGUUCUGGCAAUCAGUUUUGCUUGAGCUAUGUUGAUCAUGUGUAGAAUUGUGUGCAUUAUGUGGCUUUCCUAUGAAAUUCGGAAAUUCUGCUAAAUAAAAUGGACACAAAACAAUGUUCCCAGGAAUUAAGACUGCCAGAUUUUACAAGGAUGAAACAAGAUAUGCGGGGCGGGGCGGGGGGGGGGGGGGGGGGAAGGAGACAGACAUCUUUUAGGUUGUAACUUUUUUUUCCCAGCACUGAAUGUUUUUCACGGCACUGUGUGCUUUACUAUAGAACUCAAAAGAACGGAAAUUGAGAGGAGGACAGGCUGCCGUACAGCACUUCGAUCGAUGUUAAAACGUUGGCGUUUUAAUCUAUUUUCAAACAGGUUUUUAAAGUUUCUGUGCUAUUUGUUUUUUUUAAUAAGCUUUAAAAUGACUUUGACAUGUAGUUUUUUGUUUUUUUUCUGUACUUUGCAUUUGAGAAGCUGUGGUCAGGUUUGCUUUUGGUAGCACUGGUUCUUGAAUAUUAAAAAAUGUGGAACUUUGCUGUUUGGAAUAAAAGACAGAUUUUUAUUUGGGACUAAACUUAAUCACUUUUUUUUAUUUUGGACUUUGAGGAGAGGGAGAGAGAAAGUGUUUUUAAAAAGUAAAACAAGCAAACCAGAUUUGUAUCACUAGCUCCUUUUAUUUGGCAGAAGAGCAGCUGUCUUUUUGUAUGUUUUUGACAAAUCACAUUGUUAUUAUUUUAUAUAAAAAGAAAACAAAACAAAAAAAAAGUGGUAUUCUCAAAAAAGCAAGAUAUGCUUAUUUUAUAUGCAGACAAGAGGUUCAUUUUCAUAUUUUCAUUUUUAAAAAACAUUAACGGGGAUCAUUGUAUUUGGGCAUCAAGCCUGUUCAGACAAAUAGCUUUGUGGACCAAUAUUUUCAGAAGCAUCAUUAUUAUUUUUCACAGAAGCAAGGACAGAGGUAAAAAUAGGGAAUAAACAUUUCCGAAUUACACACCCUCAAUACUCUAAUGCUCUUGUAUACUGAUUGAGGUUCUGAUGCACAUUUAGAUGUCUAUUGCAGAAGGAUGUUUGGUGAGCAGAAUUCCUCAUUAGAGCAGUCUGAUGUAUCUUGGUAUUCUCACAUCACAUUAAACACCACUCUGGGUUUAAUUUAUUUUUUACUCUAUACAAAUCAAAUGCUAAAGGUAAAACGUUAGCAAAUGACAACUGGAGUCAUGUCAAGUUGUCAUUUUUUGGGCUGUGAAAAUCUGCUAACUUAAUGUGGAAAGCUCAGGUUGUGUUUUUACAUGUGCAGCUAUUUCUUCAUGUUCCAGUAUAAUGGGUAGUAUUAUUUUUGUUUGGUGGUUCUUCUCCUUUUUAAACAUGUUGCAGGCCAGGUUUAGCUUAUGGUGAGAGUUGGGAAUCUCCUUGUAAUUCUGAGAUCUCUAGUUGGAAAGCUAGUCUCCUGAUAUAACCAGAUCCCAUCUUUGUUAGUCACCUCAUGAAGAUCGGUAAGCUCCUAACUUUUGAUGGUUGGGGUAAUGGAGAGAGAGAGAAAAGAAAGAAAUCCAUCCUUUUAAAGUCCUGCAUAGAAAAUAAACAUUAUACAACUGAUCGUACAGGGCACCUCUAACUUAGUCCAGGUAAAGUUAAGCAGUGUACAUUGAUACACAUUAGUGUUAUUUUAUUCUUGAAUGUGUUGAGGA
Messenger RNA from Acipenser ruthenus (sterlet), 5563 nucleotides. Its product is annotated as PAN2-PAN3 deadenylation complex subunit Pan3. NCBI's taxonomy places the organism in Eukaryota, Metazoa, Chordata, Actinopteri, Acipenseriformes, Acipenseridae. Gene Ontology annotation, cellular component: PAN complex; P-body. Bases 450 to 2840 code for a protein of 796 amino acids. Gene Ontology annotation, biological process: mRNA processing; nuclear-transcribed mRNA poly(A) tail shortening. The transcript is spliced from 18 exons. Gene Ontology annotation, molecular function: metal ion binding; poly(A) binding. The record is from RefSeq and is a predicted model, not a curated record.